UAAUACGAAACUUGUUUUUCACAUUUCGCCCACCCUCGCUAUGAACGCCCGAGUAGAACCACCGGAGAAGAAGAAGAAGAAGAAGAAGAGAAAAACAAAGGAUUCGUCACCGCCUCCGCCUCCGCCUCCGCCGUCGUCAACUCCUUCGUUUUCUUUACUCCCAGAUGAAAUCUGUGAGAAUUACCUAGCUCGGAUCUCGAGAUCGUACUACCCAACACUCUCGAUCGUUUCCACAACCUUCCGCUCAAUCCUCUCUUCCACAGAGCUCUACAAAGCCAGAGCUCAACUAGGAAGCACCGAGCAGUGUCUCUAUGUCUGUCUAUCGGAUCGCAGUUAUCAAUUUCCCCAAUGGUUUACACUCUGGAUUAACCCUAAUCGAACCCUACCCAACUCCUUUAACAAGAGGAGGAAGAAGAAGAAGAAGAAGAAGGGACAGUUGUUGGUUCCGAUUACCUCUUCUAAUUUCAAUUCUCAAUCAGUCUCCGUCGCAGUUGGUUCAGAAAUUUAUGUAAUCGGUGGACCAGUCGAUAGAGCACCGUCUUCCGCCGUGAGAGUCCUCGAUUGUUGCAGUCACACUUGGCGUGAUGCCCCUAGUAUGAUCGUAGCUCGGAACUAUGCAUCAGCUUGUGUCUACGAUGAGAAGAUAUACGUAAUGGGAGGGUGCCAAGGAUCAGAGGACGAAUCGUGGGGCGAGGUGUUCGACACAAAGACUCAGACUUGGGAACUUCUCCCUGAUCCGGGUAUAGAGGUACGUAAAGGUUACGCUCAUACACGUAGAAUCUCAGAGUGCAAAGGAAAGAUCCAAUUGGAGAAUGGAAUGAAUGUGUAUGCUUACGACACAAAGUUAGGUAAAUGGGAAUGCUGUGAUGAUAUCAAGAGUGAAAUGUUUCCGGGUUCAACAUGUGUGAUAGAUGAUGUUUCUUAUCGCUAUUGGCGCUACAUGUUCUUGUGGUUUGACAUAGAAAAGGGUGUUUGGAAAGAGGUGAAAGGGUUAGACUUACUAGGAGUCAAGCACCAGAGGAAUUUUGGCGCUACUUAUAAUACGACUAAACUUGUCAGCUGUGGUGGGAAACUCUUACUUAUUUGGGAAGGGUUUUUGAGGUAUUGUUCUAAUUAUAAGAAGAUUUGGUGUGCGGAAAUUGUGGUGGAAAAGCGUGGUGGAGGUGAGGUUUGGGGAAUGGCUGAGUGGGUUGAUGUUGUGCAUACAGUCCCUUCAUCAUGUAAGCUCUGGGAUAGUCUAGUCGUCACGGUUUGAUUGACAUUUUAUCCAAGUUGGGGAAAGGAGAUAGAAGCAGAGGCAAAAAGGAGAGCAACAAGAGUAGAGGAGAUUAAUUAGUUAAGGUUAUAAAAUAGAAAGUCAUGUUUGUGAACAUGAAACUUCAUUUUGUCAAACUAGGUACAGUAAAUUAGUAUUUGUUGCUGGAUAUAUCUAUCUAAUCCAUUGUUGAUACACAAAUCUGAUUCCAUAACUUUGUAUUACCAUCUAUGCUUUAUAAAUUGUGAUUGAGUCUUUCUUUUCGGA
This is a messenger RNA of Camelina sativa (false flax), 1522 nucleotides long. Its product is annotated as F-box/kelch-repeat protein At4g19865. The record is from RefSeq and is a predicted model, not a curated record. Gene Ontology annotation, molecular function: protein binding. Lineage: Eukaryota; Viridiplantae; Streptophyta; Magnoliopsida; Brassicales; Brassicaceae.